AUGCAAAUGGACGAUGAAGAAGAGUAUUUGUGUCCGAUUGGUUGUUUCUUUUCGUUUGGUUGCACUGUACUCAGGAAUUUUUCUUUAGAUCAGACAGAAGUACCAGCUGAUGAACAUUUUCAAAGAUCGCUGUAUUGUUUACUACAAUUUCUUUCAAGAGAGCAUCCUGCACUGUUAAGAAGAGCAGAGAAUGAGAGUGCAGCUGUCAUAGCAAGGCGAUAUGCAGAGCAUUUAUUGAGACCUCUUUUUGACGAGAUAACUUAUUUAAUUGGUAGAUACCCAGAAGCAAGGCUUGUAAAAUGUUGUGACGUUGAACACCCUUUGUCUGGCCAUUGUGGAGAUACUUCCUUUGGUUUACAAAAUGGAUGGCAUGGAAAGUUGGAUAUACUUAUCAUGGAUAAAGAUGAGUCGGGACAUCCUGCAUUAGGAGUACCUGUAUUUAUUGUAGAGUCAUUUGACGACGACGAUAAUGUUUCUGUGUCCUCGGCAAAUUCGUUCGAUAAUCAUAAGGAUAAUUCAUGGGCUCAGAGUAUGGCAGAAACAAUUGUUUUUUCAUUUUUACAACGUAAACAGAAUUUCGGACAUUUACAGAAUUAUUUGAUACCUGGCAUAGGAGUUAGUAGUGAAAAGUUAGUUGUGUUUAUGUACGACUGUGAGAAUGACGUUCUUCUAGCAUCUGUAGGAAUGGAUCUGUUUGAUAAAGGUGAUGUUCACAUGAGGACCGUAAUAUUUCUCUGGUUAGUUUUGAAUUACAAGUUGUUUUGCAGCGGAGUAAUUGAUGAUUUUAAAAGUUACCGAGCAAAUUUUCACCGAUUGGUUGGUGAGAGAAACUUCAGCAAUACAAAACUGAAGUAUCUUUUCCAUUCUGCAUAAAUUACACCAAAAAUAAGCGUUUUGAUCCAAAUAAACUUUAUACACCUACAAAUCUCAAAAGGAGCUUAGAUUAUCCUGAAGUCAAAAGUUUGAAAUUAUUCAAAAAGCAAUGACUAUAGAAAAAGAGUAUCAUAUCCUAAUAGAAAAUUGUUUCCUUAAGUUUUGUGAUUUAACUCUGUAAAACACACCUUAUCAAAUGAAUGCAAGCUUAAAUGGUCAAUGGCUGUUUGUUUUUCAUCUGUAAUCCACAAAAGCUACAUGUGUUUAAGCUGCAUAGUUCAGAAUAUGAUGACUCGAUAAGCCUCAGUUGUCGAUCUGUUCAUCUGUUUGUCCACAUUUUCUUGUCUUCUGAAAAGAGAGAAAAUAACUUGGCUAAGAUAGUCGCCAUGAUGAGAUAAUGUGCAGAAAACAACAUCAAAGGUUUCAACCCUCAGGUGCAAGGUCAGACCAAAAGGUCAGAUAUAAAGUGUCUACAUCACAUCCUGCUCCAUGACUUAAACUGCUAAAAUUUUUUUAAUAAAUUCUCACAAAUGAUAGCCAUUUGAUGCAAUGUGUAAAGUGCAACAUACUGAUUGCUACUCCCUAUGUCAAGGUGAAACUUACAGGUCUAUUAAAAUGUUCAUAAUUAAGCUCACAGCAAUUAAGUGACUAGUUGGGAGAUUUGUAAUAACUUUGAACAAAUGACCACCCCAGUGUGAUAGGGCCACAGCCAGGUUAUUAUGUUCAAGGUCAAAGUCACAUAUAGA
This is a messenger RNA of Ruditapes philippinarum (Manila clam), 1619 nucleotides long. RefSeq lists its product as uncharacterized. Bases 1 to 873 code for a protein of 290 amino acids. Lineage: Eukaryota; Metazoa; Mollusca; Bivalvia; Venerida; Veneridae. The transcript is spliced from 3 exons. The record is from RefSeq and is a predicted model, not a curated record.